Nannospalax galili (Upper Galilee mountains blind mole rat) is the source of this 2062-nucleotide messenger RNA. It is a transcript of the gene Ndrg2, whose product is annotated as NDRG family member 2. The transcript has 16 exons. The record is from RefSeq and is a predicted model, not a curated record. Gene Ontology annotation, biological process: signal transduction. Bases 132 to 1247 code for a protein of 371 amino acids. Gene Ontology annotation, cellular component: cytoplasm. NCBI's taxonomy places the organism in Eukaryota, Metazoa, Chordata, Mammalia, Rodentia, Spalacidae.
CGGGUCUGUGGGGAGCCGGAGCCGGGGCGGGCCCGAGUCAAAGGCGAGUGAAGGUGGAAGCGUCCGCGGUGGCAGCAGGGUGUGAGUGGAGCAGCCUCCCACGCUCAGUUUCCUUGACCUGCCAGGCCACCAUGGCAGAGCUGCAGGAGGUGCAGAUCACGGAGGAGAAGCCACUGCUGCCAGGACAGACACCUGAGACAGCCAAGGAGGCUGAGUUAGCUGCCCAAAUCCUUCUGGACCAGGGACAGACUCACUCUGUGGAGACGCCUUAUGGCUCCGUCACUUUCACUGUCUACGGCACCCCCAAACCCAAACGCCCAGCAAUAUUCACUUACCACGACGUGGGACUCAACUAUAAAUCUUGCUUCCAGCCGCUGUUUCAAUUUGGGGAUAUGCAAGAAAUCAUUCAGAACUUCGUGCGGGUUCACGUGGAUGCCCCUGGAAUGGAAGAGGGGGCUCCUGUGUUCCCUUUGGGAUACCAGUACCCAUCUCUGGACCAGCUUGCAGACAUGAUUCCUUGCAUCCUACAGUACUUAAAUUUCUCUACGAUAAUUGGAGUUGGUGUUGGUGCUGGAGCCUACAUUCUCUCACGAUAUGCUCUUACCCACCCGGACACAGUUGAAGGUCUUGUUCUCAUCAAUAUUGAUCCCAAUGCCAAGGGCUGGAUGGAUUGGGCGGCCCACAAGUUAACAGGCCUCACCUCUUCCAUUCCGGAAAUGAUCCUUGGACAUCUUUUCAGCCAGGAAGAGCUUUCGGGAAGUUCUGAGUUGAUACAAAAAUACAGAAAUAUCAUCACACAUGCACCCAACCUGGAGAACAUUGAACUGUACUGGAACAGCUACAACAACCGCCGAGAUCUGAACUUCGAGCGUGGUGGUGAGGUCACCCUCAAGUGCCCCGUGAUGCUGGUGGUAGGAGACCAAGCACCUCAUGAAGAUGCAGUGGUGGAAUGCAACUCAAAGCUGGACCCCACGCAGACCUCUUUCCUCAAGAUGGCUGACUCUGGAGGUCAGCCACAGCUUACACAGCCAGGCAAGCUGACUGAGGCUUUCAAAUACUUCCUGCAAGGCAUGGGCUACAUGGCCUCAUCCUGCAUGACUCGCCUAUCCCGGUCCCGUACAGCAUCUCUGACCAGUUCAGCAUCCAUUGAUGGCAACCGGUCCCGCUCCCGCACCCUGUCACAGAGCAGCGAGUCUGGGACUCUCCCUUCCGGACCCCCGGGGCACACCAUGGAAGUCUCCUGUUGAACGACCCUUAUUGCCCUGUCAUGGAACCCAGCCCUGGCCUUCCACAGAUCUAACCCGGGAGUUGCAUCAGGGCAUUGGGACAGAGUAAGCAAGGAAAAUGGGAAGAUCAUGCAGGGAGAUGACCUUGAUCUUUGAUUGCUACCCUAACCUUGACCUAAUAUAACCUGUGAUUUCCCCCCAGCUCCUGGGAGAGAUGUUCUAAUAUCUCUUAGAGACCCAGGCCCGCUAAACUAUCCCCUCUCCUGUUUUGGCAUUGAGAAGGCAUGUGUCCUCUCUCCCUGAUCUAGGUGUCUGUAGCUGAGGGAUAAUAGGGUGUUGUAGAUGUCAUGGGGCCUCCAUCACUCCCUCCUUAUCCCAUAUUUGCAAAAAUGGGAGAGUUGGGCUUGGAGCUCUAGUCCCCAAAGCUGAUAAUGGCUUUUCCUUGACUCUUCAGGCCUCUGAAGGGAAUGGGCCUAAAUGAAUGUGUAUCAGGAGGAGGCUGAUAGGUGUGUCAGUGAUCCUUAGGAUGUGAUAGAAGCAUCCAACAUGUAAAAAGGAAGUUUGAAUGGGAGACAGUGGGCAAUGAUGGAUGGAUUGGAGCUGGGGCAGUAGGAAGGGGCCUGGGGCCAUUUGGCUGCACUAACUUUGAUAGCUGUCAGUGUGCAUCUAGAGUGGGAUGAGGGAGGGAGCUUGGGUCAGGCUGUUUGGGGCUUGGCAUAAGGGUGGGAGGGGCCACCUCAGGCUCUGGCCAUACUGUUGUGUAGAGGGUAGCCUCCUGUCUCCCACAACUUCUGCUGUGACAAUAAACUAUAGAGGAAUCUGAGCACCAUUAUUAA